ACCGCUGAAGCCACUAUGGUACGCAGAAGAUUACAGACUCUCCAACUACACAGUUUGAAUGUGCGAAUGAUUUUGUUGGUACGCGAUCCACGUGGCACAAUGCAAUCGCGCAAACAUCGCGAUUGGUGUGCCGGCAACAGGGAUUGUGAGAAUCCGCUUUACGUGUGCGAAGAUCUGGUGGCCGAUUAUCAUGCAGCUGUGGAACUACUAAAAGAACAUCCAUCACGUUUCAGAACUUUGCGUUAUGAGGACCUCUCGCUGAAUACUUACGAUAUGACUCAAGAGGUGCUACAAUUCUAUGGACUGCCAUUCGAUCCUCUAGUUGAAGAAUUCCUCGAUACGCAUACAAAAGUAAAUAUCGGCGGUGUUAGCUCGACAUAUCGCGACUCCAAGUCGGCACCAUUUCAUUGGAAGCAAGAUCUGCGGGUGGAGGAGAUCCAGUAUAUACAAAACAGCUGCGAGGAGGCCAUGCAUUUAUGGGGUUACCGCAAGAUUGAAAAUUUCACGGACUUCCAGCCAAUAACAUUCGAUCCACUUGAACUACCACCACCGUUAUCGUGAAGUGCUCUAAAUAUCGUUGAAUAUUUCAAUUAAGUUACAUUUUUUAAAUCUUAAAUCUUGUGUCUCCUAAUCUACAUAUAUUUUUAUCUAUCUCGCUUAUAUUAUUAUUAUUAUUUUUUCAUACCAUUUUGUUGUGAUAUAUCGAAGAAGUUAAACAUAAAAAAAUGUUACUAAGUUGACGCGCAAGAAAGCGUCGACGAGAAUAAGAAUGUAUUUAAUAUUUGUAAUUAUGAAUGCGUAUUUAGUAUUAAGAAAAUUUAGAGUUUUAAGAAAAGUUGUUUAGCGCAAAAACAAUUCAAUAUUGGGGCCGUGAGAAGUGAACGAAACAAGAGCAUUUAUAAGGGUUAGCUAGCAGCAAGCAGAAUGUGUAAUCUCGAAUGGAAAUCCGAGUCCGCCCAGGCCUAUACCAGUUGCACACACUUACAUACUAAAUAUAUACGUAUCAGCAGUGCGGCACUGUAGUAGUGAAAUUCUUUAAUAAACUGUAGUUAUCAUAAGUAAAUAUUAUGUUCGCAUACUUAAAACGGAAACAAAAAAUUAAGAACGAAAACAACUCGAAUUAAUAAUAUAUGUACUACAUACAUACACACAUACUUAUGUACUAUUACCACGCGUAGAUAUUUUUACACCGCAUAGUUUUAGGCGUUACGAAUUUUUUGCAAUCAGUUAAAAUCACUAAGUAUACUAAUUAGGUAUGUAAUUAAUUAGUUAAAUAAUUUUUAAAUUGACGCAUUCAUUACGAUGACAAGCUAAUUUCAAAAUAAUUUCGAUAAAUAAAAUUUUAUACUAAGGAGAAUAAAAUGUAAAGAAAAACAAAAAUGUUUCUAAAUGCACACAAUUAAAUGCAUAAAAAACCAAAAAUGAGUUUGACAUUAUACCUAAAUACACGUACAUGCAUACAGGGUGCGCCAUGUUUUGGUAUGAAAACAUUGAAAAAAAAACUGAUUUGUAUAAGUGAAGUAUUUAUUAUUUUUAUUCGGUUUGAUUAUUUAGAAUUUAUUAUAACUAUUAUUUGAAUAUAUAAUAAUAUCAAUCAAGUGGCCACCUUUAUUAGCAAUCACAAACUGCGAUCUUUUUUCUGCGUUUGUUAUCACCUUGUGAAGCAUUUCAGGUUUUAUAGCGUCGAUUUCGGUUGUUUCGGUGUACGAGUAAAAAAGCGAUCCGUGGUUGAAAUUGUACUGAAUUGGCGUAUCGAAAACAUGUAUGUUGAAGUCGAUCGGCUGGUAAAUGACAAAGUUAUUCAGCGUAUACGUACCGACAUAAAAGAUGGCGCACCCUGUAUAUAUUUUAAAUUGUAAGUAGAUAAAAGAAUAGCUUUCCAAAAGCGUUAAAAUUAAUACUUUUGCUGAACAUUUCAAAAUUCAUGAAAACAAAGUCCUAAAAAGGAAAUCACUAAUUAUUAAGAAUAAAAAAUAAGCAUACAUACAUACAUGCAGUAUUGGUCAAAAGUAUAGCACCGUCCUAGCGCGUUUUUCUGAUUGCAGAUUUUCUCAAAACAAUGAUAUCAAAAUUAUUAUUUUUUAUUUUUUAUUUUUGUUUAUAUAUUCACUUUUAAUAAAACAGCUAGUUGUAACCAACUAAAGCAGGCUGUUGUAGCCGAAUGGGUUGGUGCGUGACUACCAUUCGGAGCAUGAAACACCGUGCCGAUACUGUAAAUACUAAGUUGACCUGGCUGGCAGAAAUCCAUCACAUAGACCUAUUGAUCCUUAGUGGUACCAAAUGGAGCUUGACCCUUACGUUUCCUUAUAGUAGGCUUCUUGUAAUAAGCCUG
Molecule: messenger RNA, 2332 nt
Organism: Anastrepha ludens (Mexican fruit fly)
Lineage: Eukaryota; Metazoa; Arthropoda; Insecta; Diptera; Tephritidae
Product: carbohydrate sulfotransferase 1-like
Exons: 4
Coding region: 16-561 (181 amino acids)
Biological process (GO): N-acetylglucosamine metabolic process; sulfur compound metabolic process
Molecular function (GO): N-acetylglucosamine 6-O-sulfotransferase activity
Source: RefSeq, a predicted model, not a curated record